GAUAAAGGGCAGGGGUGGGUCCUGUAGGAGUGGGGUAGGGCAGGAGGAAUAUAAGCCUCAGGAGCCCCGCGGUGCUCCCACCCUCGCAGCGGAGCCGCUUCAUCCCGACCUUCUUCCAGGUGAAGGUCCUGGGUCGUGACAUGCCCGGGGAGCCUCGGCAGGGCAGCUCCUGGCAGAGGGUGUCCUUGGUCGCAGCAGCUUCUGUGACCAAAUACUCUGGAGCAGCCCAAGAGCUGGAUGGGAGAAUGAACCCUGAGAAAAAGACCUGGGACAGAAGAGGCAUGGAAUUCCUGGGAGGAGCUGCUGCUACGGUUGGUCUGAAGCUGGUCGAGAAAUUCGUAGACGAGGCAUUCGAGCGAACAAAAAAAGGAUGGGAACCAGAGGCCUCAAAGCCCCAGGAAUCUUUGAUGAAGGAGGACUUCCAGAAGUUCACGCAAGAAAUGAAAGCUAUGCGUGAAGAUCUCCAGAAAGGGCAGGAAUACACAAAUUGGCUUUUUCAGCUGCUCAGAGAAAACCUGAACAAGGAACAAGGAAAGACAGAGGAGGAAAAUCCCCCAGAGGCUCAGGGAUCUGUGAUGGAGGAGACCCUUGUGCAGCUCUGCAAAGAAAUGAAAGCUAUGCGUGAAGAUUUCCAGGAAGGGCUGGCAUCCACAAAGCAGGAUAUUCAGCUGCUCAGAGAAGACCUGAACAAGGAACUAGACAGGAAAAUGAAGAAAAUGGCGAAGGCCCAGAAAUCCAAGAUGGACAAGGAAUUCCAGCAGUUCCGCCAAAGAAUUCAAACUCUGGAACAAGAAUUAUAUGGGAGGCAGGGGUCCAAACAGCACAUCCUUCAGCUCCUCGGAGCAAAAAUGGAGAUGGAACACGGUGUGCCGAUAGAAAGUGCAUCAGAAGACGAGGGCACUGAUACAGAUGCAUAGACAUCUCCUGAGCAGGUGAAGCAUUGAUCAACAAAAUUAAAGUCUGGCUCUCAUUACAUUUCUCUUGAGCUUGGCCCCCCACCCCCUGCACUCCCUGGGCUUGCUGUGUUGGGAAGUGCUCGUGCUGCUGGAAGACUGAGAUAAUUGUUAGGGCUUUUCUCCCUCCUGUGAGCUGGUUCCUCCUGUGCCAGGGCAGAUCCAUCCACUGCCCGGUUUCAACAAGUGAAGGCAACAGCAGCCAAAGUGCAACCCAGAGCAGAGCUGAAUUACCCAGCGAGCUCUACACAAAAUCUCAGGGCAGAGUUCUGGGAAUCCUGGAUUUUAAGUGUUUUAACAUUUUGUGUGUGUGAGGAAUCCGGGAUGUACAGCAGUGGGGGAACCAUUUCACCUGGAGAAUGAAGUGUUCAGUUGCAGUCCUGAUUUUUCUGUGACAUGUUUACUCCACUUGCAUUACCUGUCUUCUUUCCUGCUUCUGUUUUUAGUUAAUGUUUAUCAGUAUGUUAUAGGUAAAUAAACCAAAUCAAAAUAUA
Messenger RNA from Pipra filicauda (Wire-tailed manakin), 1447 nucleotides. RefSeq lists its product as uncharacterized. Lineage: Eukaryota; Metazoa; Chordata; Aves; Passeriformes; Pipridae. The coding region runs from base 141 to 917 and encodes 258 amino acids. The record is from RefSeq and is a predicted model, not a curated record. The transcript is spliced from 8 exons.